AUGGUUAUUCGAGAUAUUUUACAUAAAUAUGCUCAUCCACCAAAGUAUAGACAAGAUAAGAAGGAGAGUCCAGAGAAAAAAAUUCAUGGAAAAACUGGUACAAUGCUAUCCGAAGAUUACGCAGAGAUAGUAGACGAAGAAGGUGACUAUUCGACACCAGCAACGCGUGAUUAUGAAAUUGUGAGAAAUCAAGUUGAGCUGGGUGAAAUCAUAGGCGAAGGACAAUUUGGCAAUGUUCACAAAGGUUCUUAUAAAGGCAGAGACGGACAGGUUGUACCAGUAGCAGUGAAAACAUGUAAAGUAGAUGCAGAUCUAGCUACAUCUGAGAAGUUUCUUGAAGAAGCUUACAUAAUGCAGCAGUUCGAGCAUCCGCACAUAAUCCGGCUGGUGGGCGUCUGCAGCGAGGCGCCCAUCUGGCUCGUCAUGGAGCUCGCCAAGCUCGGCGAGAUGCGCGCCUAUCUCCAGUCCAACAAGUCCCGACUGGAUCUGGCCUCGCUGCUGCUCUACGCCUUUCAGCUCAGCACCGCCCUGUCCUAUCUCGAGAGCAAGAAGUUCGUGCAUCGCGACAUAGCCGCGCGCAACGUCCUCGUCUCGGCUCACAACUGCGCCAAGCUCGCCGAUUUCGGUAUGAGCCGUUGGGAUAUUGCAGCUCGAUGAAUCUGCCGCCGGGGCCGACAACAACAGCUAGCACGUGGCCGACGUGAUGCGCGACUUCGCGCUCUGGCUGCAGAAAUGAUCGAUAACGCGACAGCAGCCAGGCGGCACCGAGAGGCUCGAUUGAUUUUUUUUUUCAAAAAUUAUGGCACUUUGCUAAAGAAGAGCCUCUUUGCGCGCCGAGCUUCUGUCACGCAUGUAACCGAUUUUCACAGUUUUCUCCGUGAAAUUUGUACAUAAUUGUAAUUGUAUUAUGCGGGCGUCAGCCACGGAGCAGUCAACAUACUGGGCUUGAAGAAACAACUCGUAUUUUAACGAUCUUACGAUAGUCAUUUUUUAAGGGUGAUUGUUUUGUAAUUGCUAAAUGUUCGGUUACGCUAUAAUACAAUCUCGUUGCUGUAUAAUUUAUAUACCAAGCGUAUGAAGAAAAAACAAAACACGUACUUAUACGUAAUAUAUAGGACAGUAUUCAAAUAGUAGUAGUUAGUAAUGCGCUGCAUCGCGAUGUACGAUUAAUUCUUCCAAAUCGCA
Molecule: messenger RNA, 1185 nt
Organism: Trichogramma pretiosum
Lineage: Eukaryota; Metazoa; Arthropoda; Insecta; Hymenoptera; Trichogrammatidae
Product: focal adhesion kinase 1-like
Exons: 4
Coding region: 1-657 (218 amino acids)
Biological process (GO): protein phosphorylation
Cellular component (GO): dendritic spine; focal adhesion
Molecular function (GO): ATP binding; protein tyrosine kinase activity
Source: RefSeq, a predicted model, not a curated record